Magallana angulata is the source of this 2073-nucleotide messenger RNA. RefSeq names its product mucin-3A-like. Gene Ontology annotation, molecular function: calcium ion binding. Gene Ontology annotation, cellular component: membrane. The record is from RefSeq and is a predicted model, not a curated record. Gene Ontology annotation, biological process: cell adhesion. Bases 1 to 1635 code for a protein of 544 amino acids. The transcript is spliced from 12 exons. NCBI's taxonomy places the organism in Eukaryota, Metazoa, Mollusca, Bivalvia, Ostreida, Ostreidae.
AUGCAACCCUCCUUAAUAAAUCUUUUAUUUUGGAUGUUAUGCAUCAACUAUAUUGACUGUCAAUGCACCACUAUUACAAUUGGAAAAUUUCCUAAUUAUGGUGGUAUCACAGACUAUCUCGACCCUGGAAUAAACAGAACGUUCCUCCUUUCCAAUUACCCGAUCAACUGUUGUGGCUACAUCUCUCAGUGGGAAACAGAUGCACGCAAUACAGGAGAUCUCUACGCACAGUUCUGGAGAUCAGUGGAAGGAAACUGGGUGUUGGUCGGAGAAAAUAGAUUGACUGUUCCAGCCACCGGUUCAAACACAUUUCCGAUCACUUUAUCAGAACGGAUUGCCGUCGAAGCAAACGAUGUGAUCGGUUUUAAGUCGCCAGGGUCUACGAUUCCUAAUGCCAAGGAAAAGAAUGGAGGGAGUUUCACGGUGAUGUAUAAGGAUGGGUCUACGGCGUCCAUCGGAGACACGGAGGCAUUUUCUGAUUAUGGGGUUGACAACACGGAGUUCGCGAUUAUAUCAACAGUCGGACCAGGAAGCUCGCCAUCAUUCAGUACCACGCCGACAACAAACACUAUCACAGACGACUCGCCCAUAGGGACGCUGGUGCUCUCUGUCAAUGUGACUGAUGUUGAUCCCGGGGACUCGGUCGUCGUGUCCUUGUCCACCAUUGUUCCUUCCUCCUCAGCGUACUCAUUCAACGCAACUUCAAUGGAGUUACAGACCACUUCCGCGUUAACUUCCGGUGCGUUCCAGUUCACCUUCACGGCCACUGACCAUUGCGGCAACGCAGCAACCCACACACUGGACCUAACUGUACAUAAUCCACCUCCAGUGAUACACAACCUCCCUGCAGGCUCGUCCAUUAAUGAAAACUCAAAAACGGAAUCACAGCUGUACACGAUAAACGUAACCGACGAUUCUGCCAACGAUGCAAUCACGUGUUACAUAGAGAAAACCACCCCACAGAUGGCUGACUUUUAUAUCAGACGGACCAGUCUGGAUACAUAUGAAUAUUCAAUUUAUUUGGGAUCAAACGCGAAUACACACCUAGACUAUGACACUGCUCCGUCCAUUGAUCUCAACACCUGUUGUACCGACGCAAAGGUCAAUGUCUGUAGCAACUACACAGUGACUCUCAUCAAAAACCACCCUCCCGUCAUCUCCAGUUUACCGGCCACAGCUGUAGAUGUGUAUAUUGGUUCUGUGGAAGGGACACCAGUUUACACAGUGGUAGCAACCGACCCCGAGUCUGAUAGUAUGACGUAUGAAAUCACGUGUAACAACAGCUGUCCUUUCAGGGUUUCAGAGAACGGAGAAAUCUUAGUAAAUGGCAGUCUAAGUGGAUUAAACGGGACGGACUACAAUGUUUCCAUAUUUGUUUUUGAUGGGAAAAAUAAUGUUGGACCAGAAAAUAUAACUUUAUCCAUCUCGGGUACUGAGCCUGCCACUACCACUACCACGACAGCUGCCUCUGUCCAGGCAGCCACUGAUGGCGUGGAUUCCAACACUCUCAGCGCCAUCUACACAGUGGCGGGAAUUUCCGCAGUCACGUGUUGUUCUGUUAUUGGAGUAGGGCUGUUGGCGCUAAAAAUUUAUCGCAACGUUAAUCGACAAAUCAAACCAUCCAUCGGAGAUUAGUUUAUGAACAGACCCAGUUACCUGAAUAUCUCCGAUUAUGUGAUAUUUAAUAGAAUUUCGAUUAUUUAUUGUUUUGAGCGAUAAGUUUGCACCAGAAUACUUUCAAACGCAAUUGGAUAUUGCAUAUCUCCAGUGAAGCAUACAUAAGUGAUUAAUUGAUUUCUUUAGCUGACUUUGGGUUUAGGGAACUUUUGCAAGUACAUGUAUUUACGAUACAGUUUCAUAAGAGCUUAAUCAUAUGAUGAUGCAUGUAAAUUGUUCUUAGAUGAUGAUAUUUUAAAAUUUUAAAUAUUGCACGUUUUCUCGUUUGGGUCCAAAUAUUUAUAAAAUUGUGUGAGAGUACACUACAGCUUUAGUUAUAGCGACAAUAUUAUAAUGAACUGUUUUGUUUUAAGCAAUCUCGGAGAGAGAGAGAGAGAGAGAGAGAGAGAGAGAGAG